Messenger RNA from Penaeus monodon (black tiger shrimp), 633 nucleotides. RefSeq lists its product as uncharacterized. NCBI's taxonomy places the organism in Eukaryota, Metazoa, Arthropoda, Malacostraca, Decapoda, Penaeidae. The transcript has 4 exons. Bases 1 to 633 code for a protein of 210 amino acids. The record is from RefSeq and is a predicted model, not a curated record.
AUGGAAAAAGCGAAGAUCCUUGAGAGAUGGCCAGAAUACAUAAGAGAACUUUGUGGUUCUGACAGACACGAGCAGUAUGAAACUGAAUUGAAUCUUGACAGAAUACUACAGAGUGAGGUCGAAUAUGCAAUUAGAAAGACAAAAGCAGGAAAGGCAGCAGGUCCAGACAACAACGUGGUUGAAAUGAUUGAAGCACUGGAAGAAUUUGGCAGCAGGGAAUUGACCAGCAUUCUUAAUAGAAUCUAUGACACUGGAUUUAUACUUGAAGACCUCUCUAAAACCAUCGGUCUCAUGAGCCAUGUCAUCAAGAUCCUUUUAAGGAUUCUCAUGCUCAAGGCCAGAAAAAGAAUGCAUGCAGAAAUCUCUGAAACUCAGUGUGGAUUUGUGGAAGACAACGGCAUAUCAAACGCAACAUACAUGCUAAGAACAAUCAUAGAAAGAUCGAGAGAGAUGCAACAAGACCUGUAUCUCUGCUUUAUAGACUACACGAAAGCAUUCGAUACUCUUAAGCAUGAAUUUAAAAUAGGUGGCAAAAAUAUCAAUAACAUCAGAUAUGCUGACGAUACAGCUCCUACAAAUAACAUGUACCACAGAACUUUUCGAAGACCCAAAGCAUUUGGCUUUCCCGUUUGA